This is a messenger RNA of Bubalus bubalis (water buffalo), 315 nucleotides long. RefSeq names its product protein S100-A14-like. The transcript has a single exon. Gene Ontology annotation, molecular function: chemokine receptor binding. The coding region runs from base 1 to 315 and encodes 104 amino acids. Gene Ontology annotation, biological process: response to lipopolysaccharide; positive regulation of monocyte chemotaxis; toll-like receptor 4 signaling pathway. NCBI's taxonomy places the organism in Eukaryota, Metazoa, Chordata, Mammalia, Artiodactyla, Bovidae. The record is from RefSeq and is a predicted model, not a curated record. Gene Ontology annotation, cellular component: perinuclear region of cytoplasm.
AUGGGACAGUGUUGGUCAGCCAACUCUGAGGAUGCCCAGGAAUUCAGGGACGUGGAAAGGACCAGUGAGACCCUGACCAAGGACUUCCACCAGCAUUUGGUGGAGGGUGGGAAGGAGUCGUUGAACCCCUCCAAGCUAAGGGGCCUGAUCACCCAGCAGCUUCCCCACCUCAUGCUGAGCAACUGUGGGCUGGAAGAGAAAAUUGCCAACUUGGGCAACUGUAACAACUCUAAACUGGAGUUUGGGAGUUUCUGGGAGCUGUUUGGAGAAGCAGCCAAGAGUGUGAAGCGGGAAAACACUGUCCUGGGGAGUUGA